AUGAUUUGUCCUACAGACAAAACAGACUCUAGGAGAGAAACCCUUGCGCCGCAACACUUUACUGCACACUACACCUAUUCAAGUACCAAAUCUCUCUUCUUUUCCAGGAGUGAGCAGUCCUACAACCGCACAGUACAGUCCGUAUCAUCAGUAGAUGCUCUGGCUGUCCCCUGGAGCGCGGUGGAGGCAAGACUGGCUCUACCCUCGGCUCUUGGAGUAGCCGGCAUCCCUGCACUGGUCCUGACCUCGCCUACUGGCAGUGUGCUAACUGUCAAUGGAAGGACGCAUCUCGCUGCUGAUCCUUUAGGACUGAACUUCCCAUGGGCGGCGCGGCCGGUGUCGGUGCUGACGGAGCAGGCGCUGCUGAAGAUGGCUCGACACGCCGCGCUCGUGCUGUUCGUCGACGACGAGGACUCCGAGAUCGAAUUCGCCGAGUCAGUGCUCACACCAUCCGCCGAAUCGUACUACGAGGAGUGCAGCAUCCAGUACCCAGGCUUCUGCCCCUACCAGAACUCCUCCGACGACGAAACCAUGGACUUCGACUACCCCACCUCCAAACAUUCCCGCGUCAAAAAGAAAUCUUUCAAGCACGUCAUGUUCUACAUUGGGAUAGACGGGACAGACAGCGCUGACAUGCUGAGAGAGCACAUCGGUCUUGAUGACGCUGUCCCGCUCUUAACUGCCAUAGACUUCCCCAAGCAGAGGAUGGUGACCAUGAACUAUGGAGACGAGAUUACCACGGAUUCUGUGCAGAAUUUCGUCGAUGCGUACCUUAGUGGUAACGCGGACUUCAAGCCUUUGAAGCCAUAUAGUGAAAAAUGUUAGAGGACUGAUGAUUGUUUGUAGCGAGUACGUUUUUCCAUAGAUAUGAAUAAAUGAUAUUGGAUCAUUUUGUAUGAUUAAGUAAUUUGGAUUCUAAUUAUGACACGCUGUAUUGAUUGUAUUUCUGAAAUGAAGUUACAGUUGUUUACGUGGAUUCGUGUUAUUAAAAUAAAAACUCGCUACGAAACGAAAUAAAAUAUGUUUAAAUCAGACUUUUAUAAAAUAGUUUCAUUCAUUGUUAGUAGAGAGUAGAGAAUAGCGUAAUUUUUUGUAUUACAGACCAAAUACAUUUUAGAUUUGAGAUAUUGUUUUAUUUAUUGUAUAAAAUAAAGGCUAUAAUAAUAUUUUAUUCUAGUGACUUGAUAGUAGGAAAUCCAAAUCGAUAUAGUGCAAA
Messenger RNA from Ostrinia furnacalis (Asian corn borer), 1216 nucleotides. RefSeq names its product nucleoredoxin-like. The transcript has 4 exons. Gene Ontology annotation, cellular component: nucleus. Lineage: Eukaryota; Metazoa; Arthropoda; Insecta; Lepidoptera; Crambidae. Gene Ontology annotation, biological process: negative regulation of Wnt signaling pathway; negative regulation of protein ubiquitination. The record is from RefSeq and is a predicted model, not a curated record. Bases 1 to 825 code for a protein of 274 amino acids. Gene Ontology annotation, molecular function: thioredoxin-disulfide reductase (NADPH) activity.